AUGAAAUCAAGCUGGAAUACAGCAAAUAGCGAUAUUUGAGAUUUUAAAAAGCUAAAAGGUAACACGCAUCCUGGGAAACGAUUCUAUAAUCGCAUGAACCAAGUAAACAAAAGGGGUGUCUUUAGAUUCUCCCGAACAGGACAGGAUUUUCAAAAUGAUACGAGGGAUUUGAUCAAGAAUAGUGAUUAUUUUAUAAGACUUUAGUUCAAAGAAAUAAUAAAAAUGCAAGCUUUGUUGAUUCUUUGAUAUCUACUCAAAUCUCAAGUAAGCUAUCUCAAUAUUGAAAUAUAGAUGCUCUCAGUAAGCAAUUCAUGAUGUUUUAACUGAUAGCUGGUCUUAAGUGAUGGAUUCCAGAAUUUUAUAAAUAGUUUUGAUGAAGAGAAAGAUAAGAAAACAAAUAAAAGAAGAAGGAAUAAAUCAAGGACCAAAAGUUAUGUGAAAAAGAGAUGGGAUUCAUCUCCCUACAAAAACCAAACAUUCAGCAACAUGACUUUCUUGAAUAGCACAUCAUCAUUCGACCUCCUCGACACUCAAAAAAUGUCAAAAUCCCACCCCAAAACUUCCAUCUCAAUUCCCCGUCCUAAGACCUCUAAAACCCCAUUUAACGCCCAAAAAGGGUCAAUUCCCACCUCUAAACCCUCCAAAAACAACCGCUAUCACACCCCCAACCCUCUUUCUCCCCUGCACACACUUUCUCCAAAAUCCCCGAAAUCUCCAAAAUCCCCUAGACCUCCUAAAUCCCCGACUCUUUCGACCAAAACCCAGUCAAAAUCCUUCAAAUCUCCAAAAUCUCCCAAAUAUUACAGAAGAACAAAAACUCGCUUGCCUAAAUUUCCCUUUCAAUUAUUCUAAAAAA
Moneuplotes crassus is the source of this 856-nucleotide messenger RNA. The record is from the annotation of a GenBank genome assembly. Lineage: Eukaryota; Ciliophora; Spirotrichea; Euplotida; Euplotidae.